Papilio polytes (common Mormon) is the source of this 2874-nucleotide messenger RNA. Its product is annotated as Down syndrome cell adhesion molecule-like protein Dscam2. Gene Ontology annotation, cellular component: cell-cell junction. The coding region runs from base 1 to 2874 and encodes 957 amino acids. Lineage: Eukaryota; Metazoa; Arthropoda; Insecta; Lepidoptera; Papilionidae. The record is from RefSeq and is a predicted model, not a curated record. Gene Ontology annotation, molecular function: cell adhesion molecule binding. Gene Ontology annotation, biological process: cell-cell adhesion. The transcript has 19 exons.
AUGUACGAGCAAGGAUGUCCGGUGUGCGGGCAGCUGAUGUUCCUGUUGGAGCCGCCGGCGCGCCUCGCCUUCUCCAACAGUACGGGUACGCGUGUGUCGUGCGCGGCACACGGCUCACCGCCGCCCACCAUCACAUGGCUCUCAGAGGAUGGCGUACCCGUCACCGACGUACCAGGUCUCAGAGAGGUGCUGGAGAACGGCACGCUGGUGGUGAGCGCGUUCAGCGCAGCGCAGUACCGCGGCGACGUGCACGCUGCACUAUACCGCUGCCGCGCCGCCGGCCCGCUCGGCACCGUGCUGUCCCGCGACAUGCGCCUCCAAGCAGUUAUGGACGUGUCGUGGGAGGUGCGCGUGCAGACGACGCCGGGCGCGGCUGGCGGCGCGGCGCUGCUCACGUGCGCGCCCACGCCGGCCGUGCGCGCACAUGUCCUGCACACCACAUGGUACAAGGACGGUCUCACGCUUGCUCCCAUGGCUUCUGACACCGGUCGGUACGUGGUAGGUGGCGGCCGCGGCGACGUGCUAGUUGUGCGCGACGCGCGGCCUGAUGACACCAGCGCCUACGCUUGCGAAGCGCAACAUGCGCUUACCGGCGACAAGCGACGCAGCCCGCCAGCCAUGCUGGCAGUGUCUCAUUCGACGGGUAGCAUGGCUCCGCGCAUGCUGACGAUAUCGGAGGACGAGACGGUGUCUCAGGGUGGCGACAUCAGGCUUGUCUGCUGUGCUAUCGGCAGUCCGCCGCCGACCUACAGCUGGUUCCGGCACGCGAACGGCAGGCUGAGCCCGGUGUCGAACAGCGUGCGGGUGUCGGUGGCGCAGCAGGUCCUGGUGAUACGGCGCGCGCAGCCAGCGGAUGCAGGCGUGUGGACGUGCCGCGCUCACAACCAAUUCGGCGAGCAGCGCCGCGACGCCACUCUUAGGGUGCGCUCGCGCCUUGUCGUCACCGUGCACCCCCAGCUGCAGGUGGCAAACUCUGGGAGUUCGGUGGUGUUCAACUGCUCCGUGGAGGGCGGCGGCGAGGCGCGCGUGCGUUGGCUGCACGACGGUGUGCCGGUGGGCGGGGCAGAGCGCACGCUGCGGGUGCACGGUGUUGCGCGCGCGCACCGCGGCAUGUACCAGUGCUUCGCGGAGCGCGACCUCGACAGCGCGCAGGCCGCCGCCGAGCUGCGUCUGGGAGACACGGCGCCGGAGCUGCACUAUACCUUCAUCGAGCAGGCGCUGCACCCAGGGCCCGCGCUGGCGUUGCAUUGCGCUGCGUCCGGUGCGCCGCCGCCACGCUUCACCUGGCUGCUGGACGGACAGCCUAUAGAGGAACUCAACACCCCACAGAGGAGUAUCAGCCAGUUCAUGAGGGCGAACGGCGACGUCGUGAGCUAUCUGAACAUCACGUCGGUGCGCGCGGCCGACGGCGGCCGCUACACCUGCCGUGCGCACAACUCGCGCGGCGCUGCCGAGCAUUCCACGAGGCUCAAUGUUUAUGGGCCGCCGUCCAUCCGCAGCAUCGGGCCGCUGCGCGUGGUGGCCGGCCUCAACGCGACUGUCUACUGCCCCUACUCCGGAUUUCCAAUCAGCGAGAUCCGGUGGCAGCGCGGGGCUGCGGGCGGGGAGCGCGCGGCGGGCGCGGGGGGCUCGCUACGACUGUGGCCGGCCGAGCCCGCAGACGCUGGACUCUAUUCCUGCCGGGUCACCGCGCCCUCUGGACACUACGCUCAAAAGGACGUGCAGAUUUUUGUUAGAAAUCCCCCUAAGAUAGCGGGCUUCUCCUUUCCAUCGGACUUGGUGGAAGGCAGUUCAGUGCAGGUAUUGUGCGGAAUUACGUCCGGCGACAAGCCCGUCUACUUCUCCUGGCUCAAAGAUGGUCAGCACAUACCUUCUAACUUGCAGGUACAAGAGAAGUCUCUGGAUGAGUUCAGCUUCUUGAUAUUUUCGCACGUGACGUCCCAGCACAGCGGCGAGUACACGUGCGUGGCCAGCAACACCGCCGCCGAGGUCAACCAUACUGCGCGCUUGGCUGUCAAAGUCGCUCCAUCAUGGGUGUUCGAACCUCAGGACGCAUCAGUCCUGCUGGGCACACAGGUCAUUGUGCAUUGCUCAACCAAGGGCUAUCCCGAACCCCAGAUCGCUUGGUUAAAGGAACAAGGCGGCGAGUUCCGGGCACUACCGCAGCUGGAGCCCGCACCGCUGGUGCUGCGGAACGGUUCACUGAGUGCGCCAGCGGCGGCGCGCGUGCACGAGGGUCGCUACAUGUGCCGCGCGGAUAACGGCGUCGGCAGGGGACUCUCUAAGGUCAUCACUAUCUCUGUUAACGAGCCGGCGCAUUUCGAGUUCUCGUCUCGCAACAUGUCUGUGCGGCGCACGGCGGGGGCGGCGCUGGCGUGCGCGGCGCGCGGCGACCCGCCCAUACAGCUGCACUGGACGCACAACACGCAGCGCCUCGACCUCUCCACUUACAGGGUGUCUGUUUCGGAGAAACGUUCAGAGAGCGGGGCCAGCUCGACGCUAAGCAUCGCGCACGCCGAGCGCCGCGACUCCGGCGUCUACCGCUGCCGUGCUGAGAACGCAUAUGGCCGCGACGAACUGCUUAUCUACCUCGCAGUACAAGAGUUUCCGGAGGCGCCGCGCGGGCUGCGGGUGGUGGGGCGCACGGCGCGCGCGGCGCGGCUUGCUUGGCGGCGCGGCUACGACGGCAACGCCCGCCUGCGCGCGCACCGCCUGCAGUACCGGGUCGUGGGGGCCACGCAGCACGCCACGCCGCUCGGCAUACAACUCGGCAGUCAGCUCGGCACACAGCUCUCAGCGCCGCGCCAGCAGCAGGCCGACUGGACUGACGCACCCACGAGGGAGAUAUCACCAGAUCUAGUGCACCAGAGGUAA